GAGCGUGCUGGCAUCAAUGUCAAGCAUAUCGAGAAGACUGCAGCUGAACGUGACCCUCUAUGUCGUGCAGACUUUGUUCAUCGUGUCUCGCAGUACUCACCUGCCUCUUUACUCUGUUUGGACGAAGUUUCGAAAGAUGAUUGUACAUACUCACAUCGCUGGGGACGUGCCGCACAAGGUGCACACGCUGAGCAACAUCAACCAUUUGUUCAUAAACGUCGAUUUUCAAUGGUGGCAGGACUGGCUCUUGACGAGGGCAUUGUUGCUGCAAAAGUUGUUGAAGGAUCGUUCAAUCGCGAGAGUUUUAUUGAUUUUUUGUGCAAUGAUGUGCUUCCUAUCACGACACCAUUUCCAGGGCCACGGAGUGUGCUGAUUAUG
Suillus bovinus is the source of this 378-nucleotide messenger RNA. RefSeq lists its product as uncharacterized. The annotation marks the transcript as partial. The transcript has 2 exons. The record is from RefSeq and is a predicted model, not a curated record. NCBI's taxonomy places the organism in Eukaryota, Fungi, Basidiomycota, Agaricomycetes, Boletales, Suillaceae.